This is a messenger RNA of Pocillopora damicornis (cauliflower coral), 1511 nucleotides long. RefSeq names its product protein FAM47E. The record is from RefSeq and is a predicted model, not a curated record. Lineage: Eukaryota; Metazoa; Cnidaria; Anthozoa; Scleractinia; Pocilloporidae. Gene Ontology annotation, cellular component: chromatin. Gene Ontology annotation, biological process: transcription initiation-coupled chromatin remodeling.
UAUGGCGCACAAGUAUGACCUCCUAUUAGUAGAAACCAAAACAGACGGGAAAAAGAGACUUAAACCAUGGUAUAAAGAAAGAUUAGAGACAAAGUAUAUAAAGCCAAGAAAGCUCAGAGGAAAUUCAGAAACGCUGAUCGGCACGUCUUGGACUUUUUUGGAGAAGGGAAGCGAUGACUUUAGGGAUGGUCUUCCCCCUGACGCUAAUUAUAAUUAUAUUAAGAAGACUAAUACAGGGUUAGGACCAAACAUAACUGGAUCUGAUGAAACAAUAAAUGAAUAUAUGAAUGACAGAGUGAGAUUUACAAAGAAUGAAGCCUGUUUUUCAAGGUACAUUGUGUUUGAAGAUGUUGUUGAGAUUCUAGAUCCAGAGAUGAACAUUGACAGUGAAACUGGAGAUGAAGAGAUGCAGGAAAGUGAUGAGGAUUCUGAGGAAGCCAAAGGAGCUGGAGAUCAAGAUGAACUGCAGUCUUUAAAGAGUGGAGGGUCAGGGAAAGUAAGCAACUCUGAGUCUGAGAAAGAUCAGUCCAAACUCACAUACAAAUGGCUCCCUAAACAAGAAGAUGUACAAAAAGAAGAGAGCAAAAGAGCUAGUAGGCGCAAGGCAGAGUCUCCAACAUCGGAUGCAAGGAUACAAGAAGUAACCAAGGAAUUUUGUGAAUGGGUGGCUGGCUUAGGUGGUCAAAGCAACAAUAUAGAAGAGUCAACAGUGAUGAGUUUAUUUGCCAGUGGAUAUGAAACAAAGCCAGCACUGUCAGUGCCUAUCCAUGUUGUUGAACUGACAAAUGUUCCACCUGAGUUAAGAAUGAACACUGGAUCUCCAUUACCAAAGCCAAGUGAAACAAGACAAGUGCCAGAAACUGAAAAGGAAAAGGCCAAAACCAAGUACACUCCAAGCUGGGUGAAGGUUAAAUAUGGAGCAUGGUACCUGAGCCCCUCAACAUGGAAAGCUCGUGCCAGUGGCGAACCAUUACAAGAUCCAAAAGCACAGCAGGACAAAACACUGUCUGAGUCCAAGAAGAAAAGCCAGAAGUUGGAUAAUGUGCUUUCCACCAUGCAUGGAGCUAAAGCAUUCAAAGAUUUUAUAGACAAAAAGAACACUAGAGUACCCGAAUUUCUUGAAGUGGUAGCUGAACACCAAGAACCCAACAAAACUGACUCAGAGGAAACAACACAAGAUGGUAGAAAGAAAUCACGUGCUGUUAGCAUUGCCAAAUCACAAUUUGGUUCAAAUGAAUAUGUAUAUUGAGUGGGUAGGUAUUUUAAUAAUGUCAGAGGACCUAGUAGAUCUGAAUUUACAAGUUGGAAGUAAGGUCAACAUAAGUGCAAUCAUACAAGUCUGUACAGUUUCUCUUUAAAAUCAAUUUAUUCUUUUCAAGAAACACCUCAAAUGGAACAAAUGUAAAUACAUUAUCUUUGUAAAUACUUUAUAAAGUACACUAUUUAUUUGAUAUUAAAAAUAAUACUAUGUACUUUUUUGUAAUAAAGUGUUCAAAAAUUGUUCCAAGAAA